This is a messenger RNA of Actinia tenebrosa (Australian red waratah sea anemone), 742 nucleotides long. RefSeq names its product large ribosomal subunit protein uL13. NCBI's taxonomy places the organism in Eukaryota, Metazoa, Cnidaria, Anthozoa, Actiniaria, Actiniidae. Gene Ontology annotation, cellular component: cytosolic large ribosomal subunit; ribosome. The record is from RefSeq and is a predicted model, not a curated record. Gene Ontology annotation, molecular function: structural constituent of ribosome; mRNA binding. Gene Ontology annotation, biological process: translation; negative regulation of translation.
GUCUCUCUCACUCAUCGAACAAGGGCCGGCCGCCCCGCAGAUGAGUGGCCCAUGUGUAACUCGUUCUUUCUCUUUCCGCCAGUAUGGGCUUUGAAAAGCAAAUAGUCAUUGAUGCCUCAGGUCACUUGCUUGGCCGUCUGGCUUCAACCAUUGCCAAAAGUAUCCUUAAUGGCCAGCGUGUAGUUGUUGUACGAUGUGAAAGUAUUUGCAUCAGUGGUAAUUUCUACAGAAACAAGUUGAAAUAUCUUGACUUCUUGCGCAAGAGAACCAACACCAAGCCAUCUCAUGGACCCUUUCAUUUCCGUGCCCCAAGCAGGAUUCUUUGGAGAACUGUCCGAGGUAUGAUUCCACACAAGUCCAAAAGAGGCACCGAAGCAAUGAAUCGUAUGAAGGUGUUUGAUGGAAUACCAAGCCCAUAUGAUAAGAUAAAGCGCAUGGUUGUGCCAUCAGCUCUUAGAGUGGUAAGACUGAAGCCAGGAAGGAAGUACUGUGUUCUUGGCAGACUGUCUCAUGAAGUUGGCUGGAAGUAUCAGGACAUUCUAAGUACCUUGGAAGAAAAACGCAAGGCCAAGGCUCUUGUUUAUCACGAACACAAGACAAAGAUCCAGAAACUGAAGCAAAAGGCUGAGGAAACCAAGGCACAAGAACUCAAGAGUGUUAAUGAAGUUAUUGAAUCAUAUGGAUACUAAUAACACUCAUUGCCUUUAAUUAUUUGUGCAAUAAAAAAGAUCAAUAUAAACUU